Pogoniulus pusillus (Red-fronted tinkerbird) is the source of this 10244-nucleotide messenger RNA. RefSeq names its product regulating synaptic membrane exocytosis 2 (gene RIMS2). The transcript has 34 exons. Bases 994 to 5973 code for a protein of 1659 amino acids. NCBI's taxonomy places the organism in Eukaryota, Metazoa, Chordata, Aves, Piciformes, Lybiidae. The record is from RefSeq and is a predicted model, not a curated record. Gene Ontology annotation, molecular function: transmembrane transporter binding; small GTPase binding. Gene Ontology annotation, biological process: regulation of synaptic plasticity; intracellular protein transport; regulation of membrane potential. Gene Ontology annotation, cellular component: presynaptic membrane; cytoskeleton of presynaptic active zone.
CUCCGACCGCCCCUCCGCGGCCGCCGAGCUCGGUCCUCCCAGCGCGUCGCUGGCGCCUUAGCUCCUCCUUGUCCUUCCUCGCGUGAUUUUUAUCGCGUCCAUUUUUUUGCGCGGGCAUAAAUAAAUAAAUAAGGACAGCUGCCGCCCGGCCCCGCCGCCCCCCGCCCCCCGCCCGUCAGCGGCGGCAGCCAGGCCCCGCGCCGCGCAGGUGGGGCAGGCGGUGGGACGAUGCGCAGCCCCCUCCCGUGACUCCGGCUCUCCGCCAUGCCAUGGGUUAGGCGGACUCCAUCCAGAAGCCGAGAGGGCACCAGCCAAGCGAGGCGGCGGCAGGAAGCGGCGCGGCCCGGCCGAGGAGCGGCGGCGGGAGGCGGCGGCGGCGGGAGGCGGGCGCGGAGCCCCGCGGCUCCCUCCAUGGACAGCGGCGAGGAAUUAUGAGCCGCGGCAGGCGGCCGGGACUGGCGCUCGCCCGCUGGGGCUUCCCCUCGCUGCACGCCCCGGAGCACCGGGGCUCGGUCUCGCACGCCCCCCGCCUAGUCCCCCCGGCAGCCUCUGCCCCCGGCUCCUGCCCCCCCGCCGCUGGCCCCGUCCCCCUUCUCCCCGCUGGGUGCUCGGGGUUAGGAUAAUCUCGCUCGCACCCAAACCACAGCGCUCCGCAGCUAAUCCUGUCCCUUCCCCUCUCCCUCCCCACCCUGCCUCCGGCCCUUCCUCUCCUGGCGCUGUCCUCUUCUCUUCCCGCUCGCCCUCAGGCCCCUCCGUCCCCGUCCUCCCCGCUACCCCGCGGCGAGCCGGCGGCCGGGCGGGUGGGUGCGAGGUCGGGGCUGCCGGCCACCCCGCCCCUCCCCGGCGGGGCCGUCAUUAGGCUGCCGGUUGAUUACAGGGUAUUGAUUUGUAUGUGCUUCUCCCGGCGCCGGCGGUGGCCGCUCCCGCUGGUGCCGCCACGGCCGCAGGAGUUAGGGCAGCGCUUCCCGUAGCAGCGGUGAGCUCCCACCAAAUAUGUCGGCUCCCGCCGGGCCCCGGGGCGGCCCCGCUCCUCCUCAGCCUCCUCCGGCUCCUCAGCCCGAGAUGCCCGACCUCAGCCACCUCACGGAGGAAGAGCGGAAGAUCAUUCUGGCCGUCAUGGACCGCCAGAAGAAAGAAGAGGAGAAGGAGCAAUCCGUGCUCAAGGUCAAAGAAGAGCAAAAGCCACAGCUGACACAGUGGUUUCCCUUUAGUGGGAUCACUGAGCUGGUAAAUAACGUUCUCCAACCACAGCAAAAGCAGCAAAAUGAAAAGGAGCCCCAGACAAAACUACAUCAGCAGUUUGAAAUGUACAAGGAGCAAGUGAAGAAGAUGGGCGAAGAAUCCCAGCAGCAGCAGGAGCAGAAGGGUGAUGCCCCAACCUGUGGCAUCUGCCACAAGACCAAGUUUGCCGACGGCUGUGGCCAUAACUGUUCGUAUUGCCAAACCAAGUUCUGCGCGCGCUGCGGGGGGAGAGUCUCCCUGCGCUCAAACAAGGAGGACAAAGUGGUGAUGUGGGUGUGUAACUUGUGCCGAAAACAACAAGAAAUCCUCACCAAAUCAGGGGCUUGGUUCUACAACAGUGGAUCAAGUGCACCACAGCAGCCUGACCAGGAGGGUGUUAGAGCUCUGCGGAAUGAGGAAGCACCUCAGGAGAAAAAAGCCAAGCUGCAGGAGCACCCACAGUACCAAGGACCCCCAGGUGACAUAUCCACACAAGCUUUGGACAAAACCAGACCUCAAGGGCUCACAAGACAAGACUCAAUCAAGAAUGGCUCGGGAGUAAAGCAUCAAGUUCCAAGUGACACAGCAUCAGACAGGAAAAGAAGCCCAUCAAUCUCAAGAGAGCAGAACAGAAGAUACGACCAAAGGGAGGAGAGGGAGGACUACUCGCAGUAUGCUCCAUCGGACAGUGCGAUGCCCAGGUCACCAUCAGACUAUUCCGACAGGAGGUCCCAGCGUGGGCCUCAGCUGUACGAAGAGCCUGAACUGGGCGACUACAGAGAUUCCAACAGGAGGAGUCGCAGGCGUUCCAAGGAGUAUCCGGUAGAAGAGGAGGAUGCGGAAAGCAGGGAGGAGUACGAGAGGCAGCGGAGGGAGGAGGAGUACCAGGCGCGGUACCGGAGCGACCCCAACUUGGCUCGCUACCCGGUCAAGCCGCAGCCGUACGAGGAGCAAAUGCGGAUCCACGCCGAGGUGUCCCGGGCGCGGCACGAGCGGCGGCACAGCGACGUCUCCUUGGCCAACACCGAGCUGGAGGAGUCUCACGUGUCCGUGAUGAGGAUGGAGCGGCCGUCGAGGCAGAGGUCGGUGUCCGAGCGCAGGGCUGCUAUGGAAAACCAGCGUUCGUACUCCAUGGAAAGAACUCGAGAGGCUCAGGGACCAAGUCCCAACCGCCAGAGGACCACAAACCAUAGCCCUCCUACCCCUAGGAGGAGCCCAAUUCCUCUGGAAAGAGCGGACAUGAGGCGCUCCGACUCGUUAAGGAAACAGCACCAUUUGGAUCCUAAUUCUGCUGUGCGGAAAACAAAGCGGGAGAAGAUGGAGACCAUGCUCCGGAACGAUUCGCUCAGCUCGGACCAGUCCGAGUCUGUCAGACCUCCGCCACCAAAGCCCCACAAAACGAAAAAGGGAGGUAAAAUGCGCCAGGUUUCCUUGAGUAGCUCGGAAGAGGAGUUGGCUUCCACUCCGGAGUACACGAGCUGUGACGACGUGGAGAUUGAGAGCGAAAGCGUUAGUGAGAAAGGGGACAGUCAAAGGGGAAAAAGGAAAACUAGUGAGCAGGCAGUUUUGUCGGAUUCUAACACCCUAUCCCAGAGGCAAAAGAAAAUGGUGUGCUUUGGUGCCCACUCUUUGGAAGAGGACUUGGAAUGGUCUGAGCCUCAGAUAAAAGACUCUGGGGUAGAUACCUGUAGUAGCACCACUCUAAACGAGGAACAUAGCCAUAGCGAGAAGCAUCCAGUGACUUGGCAACCCUCCAAGGAUGGAGACCGUCUCAUCGGUCGGAUUUUGUUGAACAAGCGACUGAAAGAUGGGAGUGUGCCUAGAGACUCAGGAGCCAUGCUUGGGCUGAAGGUAGUAGGAGGAAAGAUGACUGAAUCGGGUCGGCUCUGUGCGUUUAUCACCAAGGUGAAGAAAGGCAGCUUGGCUGAUACCGUUGGGCAUCUUAGACCAGGUGAUGAAGUUUUAGAAUGGAAUGGGAGAAUACUACAAGGAGCCACCUUUGAGGAGGUGUAUAACAUCAUCUUGGAGUCUAAACCUGAGCCACAGGUGGAGCUUGUUGUUUCAAGACCAAUAGGGGACAUUCCCAGAAUUCCUGACAGCACACAUGCACAGCUGGAGUCCAGUUCUAGUUCAUUUGAAUCUCAGAAAAUGGACCGACCUUCUAUUUCAGUGACUUCUCCUAUGAGUCCUGGCAUGCUAAGGGACGUUCCACAGUUCUUGUCUGGACAACUUUCAAUAAAACUGUGGUAUGACAAGGUUGGUCAUCAGUUAAUAGUGACAAUAUUGGGAGCAAAGGAUCUUCCUUCAAGGGAAGAUGGGAGGCCAAGGAAUCCUUAUGUUAAAAUUUACUUUCUUCCGGACAGAAGUGAUAAAAACAAAAGAAGAACAAAAACAGUGAAGAAAACAUUGGAGCCUAAGUGGAAUCAGACCUUCAUUUAUUCUCCAGUUCAUCGGAGAGAGUUUAGAGAACGAAUGUUAGAAAUUACUCUUUGGGACCAAGCAAGAGUUCGAGAGGAAGAAAGUGAAUUUUUGGGAGAGAUUCUUAUUGAGCUGGAGACAGCAUUGCUGGAUGAUGAACCUCACUGGUACAAACUCCAAACACACGAUGUCUCCUCAUUGCCACUUCCCCAUCCCUCACCCUAUUUGCCACGCAGACAGCUCCACGGCGAGAGUCCCACGCGGAGGCUACAAAAUCAAGGCUUAUAUUCAUAUAACUCAGGGUCCAAAAGAAUCAGCGACAGUGAAGUCUCUGAUUAUGACUGUGAUGAUGGAAUUGGUGUUGUUUCAGACUAUCGCCAUAAUGGGAGAGAUCUUCAAAGCUCGACGCUCUCAGUGCCAGAACAAGUGAUGGCCUCUAACCAUUGCUCUCGAUCAGGCUCACCUCACCGCGGGGAUAGCAUAGGACGGACUAGAUCCUGGUCUCCCAGUGUCCCUCCCCCACAAAGUCGGAAUGUGGAUCAGGGACCACGAGGGACUCGAUCUACUGCAGCGCAUUACAAUACCCUGAACCGAAUGGAUAGACACCGAGUUGUAGAUGACCACUACUCCCCGGACAGAGAGAGGAGGACUAGGCAGGAGAGAAGAGUGCCUAAUUCAUAUUAUGACGACACAACCUAUACUCCUGAAAGGAAUUGUGAAGCAGCAGAUAGACAGCCAUAUCAAAGAUCCAGAUCAACAGAGCAACGGCCUGUGCUAGAGCGGACCAACUCCCGCUCCCGAUCCACAGAGCGUCCUGACUCAAACCUCAUCAGGUCGAUGCCUUCAUUAAUGACUGGAAGAUCUGCCCCUCCUUCACCUGCCUUACCGAGGUCACAUCCUCGAUCUGGGUCUGUUCAGACAAGUCCAUUAAGCACUCCAGUAGUAGGGCGAAGGGGCAGGCAGUUACCACAGCUCCCACCAAAGGGCACAUUGGAGAGAAACCAUGGAGACAAGGAGAUAGAAUCUUAUGAAGAAGAAGCGGAAUCCUCAAGGAGAAGAAACUCAGAAGAAAAGAAAGCAGAUCCAGAGAAUGGGGACACAGGUGCGAUGGAUGUGGAAGAGAGGAACCGGCAAAUGAAAAUGAGCAAGUACAAACAGGUAGCAGGAUCAGAUUCCAGGCUGGAACAAGAUUUUCACUCUAAGUUUCGCUCAGGCCGGGAUGCUCAGCGUGGCUCAGACAAUGUGUCCAACAAGUCCUCGGACAGCGACGUCAGCGACGUCUCUGCCGUGUCGCGCACCAGCAGCGCCUCGCGCUUCAGCAGCACGAGCUACAUGUCUGUCCAGUCAGAGAGACCAAGAGGGAACAAGAAGAUAAGUGUCUUUACAUCCAAAAUGCAAAGCAGACAGAUGGGCACCUCAGGAAAGAACAUGACCAAGAGCACCAGCAUCGGAGGGGACAUGUACACCCUGGAGAAGAACGAUGGCAGCCAGUCGGACACGGCAGUGGGCACCGUUGGUGGUGGCAGCAAAAAGAGACGCUCCAGCAUCGGCGCGAAGAUGGUCGCCAUCGUGGGGCUCUCGCGGAAAAGCCGCAGCACCUCCCAGCUCAGCCAAACUGAAGCAGGAGGCAAGAAGCUGCGAAGCACUGUCCAGAGGAGCACCGAGACAGGACUGGCAGUGGAGAUGAGGAACUGGAUGACGCGCCAGGCCAGCCGCGAGUCGACGGACGGGAGCAUGAACAGCUACAGCUCCGAGGGAAAUUUGAUUUUCCCUGGUGUGAGGCUGGCUGCAGACAGCCAGUUCAGUGAUUUUCUGGAUGGACUUGGUCCUGCUCAGCUUGUGGGACGGCAGACUUUGGCAACACCAUCGAUGGGAGAUAUCCAGGUGGGAAUGAUGGACAAGAAAGGACAACUGGAAGUAGAAAUAAUCCGAGCCCGUGGCCUUGUUGUAAAACCAGGUUCAAAGACACUGCCAGCACCCUAUGUAAAGGUGUAUCUAUUAGAAAAUGGAGUCUGCAUAGCCAAAAAGAAAACAAAGGUAGCAAGAAAAACGCUGGAACCACUUUAUCAGCAGCUUCUGUCAUUUGAGGAAAGCCCCCAAGGAAAAGUUUUACAGAUAAUUGUCUGGGGAGACUAUGGACGUAUGGAUCACAAAUCCUUUAUGGGAGUGGCACAGAUACUUUUAGACGAUCUGGACCUGUCCAACAUGGUGAUUGGGUGGUUCAAACUCUUCCCUCCUUCUUCCUUAGUAGACCCAACUUUAGCUCCUCUCACUAGAAGAGCUUCCCAAUCAUCUCUUGAAAGCUCCACAGGACCUUCGUACGCUCGCUCAUAGCAGCUGUGAAACUGUUGUCAUAGCAACCAGCGUCACAAACCAACCAACAACAUCAACUACAGGUCGCAAACCCUGGCAACACUGCAUGCUAAAUGUUGUGUCUUCUGAGCCUGUUUCUGGGGCUGCAACGCGAUCCUGUGUUCUCAAGGAAGUCGCACACAUUGUGCCCUAUGGAAGGCCCUCAGGUGAAGGACUGAAGUCACGAAGAACUUGCUAGGUUUUGGAGUUCAGAGACACCUGGUUUUGGUCAAAUCUGAAGCCAUGGACUAAACUAUCAAAGAAUCAAUCUGUUUCAUGCAACAAAAGUCCUUUUCAAUGGCAUAUCUGUUUUGUUGCUCCUCGUUUCUUUAUUUACCUGCCCUCCCUCCUAAAGCUUGGUUAUGCCACAGAAACGGAGCCAAAGCUCUUGCGAAGCCAUGUGAAAGGCAGUGGAGGAAAAGAAGAAUGUGAAGAUGCUGGAAGAGUCAACUGUUGCUGACAGCAGUUGCUUGAGACACAAAAACUCUUUGUGCUGAAAAGAUUCAAGCCUUCAAGUGGCAGGCUUCAUACCUCCAGCUAACGAAAGCCCAGCUAGGAUGGACUCUCUGGGAAGGGAAAUUCUGUGGAUACACUGUACUGUAUGAAAUCAAAAAACAAACUCUUUGUUUGUUUGUUUGUUUCCUUUUUUGCAUGGACACAACAGAUUUAAGCUGAACACUUUAAAAAAUUAUUUUCUUGGGGGCUGCAACUUGCAAAAAAAAAAAAUUAAAAAAAACAAACCAAAAAACCAAAAACAAAACAAAUAAUGGAAAAAAAAAACCAACAAAAAGUUUAAAAAAGGGGAAAAAAAAGUUUAAAAAAAAAAAGGAAUCGAUUCAGCCAUUUUCAACGAUUUCUAUUCUUUUUAACAGCUAAAUUUCACUAGUGCAUGGUUUUAAAGGGAAGAGAAUGCAGCAGGGGGGGGGAUACAGAGACCACAGUGAUCGUUCUUCAAGCCAGUCUUGGGGGGAGGGAAAAAAGGGGGAAGGGGUCUGUGUUUUUUGCAGACAUGGGUUAAAAGGAAAACAAACCAAGAAACCAAGCCUCAUUUCUAAAGCAGGUGUUAAAAAUUCCUCCUUAUGUGACAAGAAAAAAGUGUCAUCUAUUAACUUUUAUUUCUGUGUUAAGAAAGGGACAGGCAUGGUAAACUUGGGCAUGGCGGCAAAUCCUUCGCGCUUUGCUGGCCUCCUUCUUUCUGUGUUUGCAGUUGGAUGUUAGGAGGGAGUUGUUGGCAGAGAGAGUGAUUGGCAUUGGAAUGGGCUGCCCAGGGAGGUGGUGGAGUCAGAGAUGAAAGAAACCAAAGGCUGCAGCUUAGCUAUGAAUCACAUGAUGGUGAUAAGGAGAGGUCCAUAAACAUGAGGUUGGUCUCUUCUGCCAGGCAAGCAGCAACAGAACAAGGGGACACAGCCUCAAGCUGUGCCAGGAGCGAUCUAGGCUGGAUGUUAGAAGAAAGUUGUUGGCAGAGAGAGUGAUUGGCAUUGGAAUGGGCUGCCCAGGGAGGUAGUGGAGUCACCAUGCCUGGAGGUGUUGAAGCCAAGCCUGGCUGGGGCGCUUAGUGCCAUGGUCUGGUUCACUGGGUAGAGCUGGGUUGGACUGGAUGAGCUUGGAGCUCUCUUCCAACCUGGUUGUUUCUAUGAUUCUCCUCCCAGUCUCUUUCCUUUUGCUCUUUUUUCCACCCCCCUCUACCUCCCAGGGUGACCAUCACAUUCUAAACCAGCUCCCUUUUGACUUUAAUUCCUCUCUCAUGCCCCGUAUUUUCUUCAGGGUUGCAAUUUCCUCUGCAUUUUUAAAUUAUUUGAGAGGGGAAAAAAAAUAUUCUUUGAGAAAUGUUUAGUUUUGGUUUUGCUUUUUCUUUUUUCAAGCAUGUUGAAAAGGGAAUUUUGCAACAUGGCUUGGGAGCACAUCAAUGUAAUUCCGCAUGUGUUUGAUAAAGAAGAUAUUUGAACUUCUUUGCAGUUGCUUGUACAGUGCAUGGUAAAUUCUUUUCAUUUUUUUCCCUCUCCCUCUCACUUUCAAAUUGAAUUCUACAGCAAAACACCACGUGGCCAUUGUAAGACAUCCUCAAUGACUUUGUUUUCUGCACCAGCAUCUUUCAUUCCAAGGUCCAACCAUCAUUUUCUUGAAGGUUGGGAUUCCAAGAUCAAGACAUCAUUUUCUUAAAGGUUGGGGUUGGGUGUUUUUUUGUUUUUUGGAAAGAGGGAGAAAUAAAGUCCCUGGUUGAGUCGUUUUUCCUUUAGGAGAUAAAUGUAACAAGUGGUGAGACACAGGUUGCCCAGGGAGGUGGUGGAAGCCUCAUCCCUGAAGGUCUUUAAGGCCAGGCUGGGUAUAGUCUGGAUGUUGGGAGGAAGUUCUUCACAGAGAGAGUAAUUGGCAUUGGAAUGGGCUGCCCAGGGAGGUGGUGGAGUCACCAUCCCUGGAGGUGUUGAAGCAAAGCCUGGAUGAGGCACUUAGUGCCAUGGUCUGGUUGACUGGCUAGGGCUGGGUGCUAGGUUGGACUGGAUGAUCUUGGAGCUCUCUUCCAACCUGCUUGAUUCUGUGAUUCUAAUCUAGUGUGAGAUGUCCGUGCCCAUGCCGGGGGGGUGGGGCUGGAACUGGAUGAUCCUUGAGGUCUCUCCCAACCCUGACAAUUCUGUGAUUCUAACUUUUUAUUUGCACUAAACCAAAUGAAUUGCUUCGGUUUUGGAGCCGACAAAAGUGGCAAAGGUUCCCUAAUUGGUAGAGCUCUGCUGUAAAGUUCCAUUUUCCAUCAGCUGCGUUUGUGUUGCAAAAACACAUCGUUAGAAUCAUAGAAUCUGUGAUUCUAAGGAUGUAUUUUCUGGGCAUAAUGGGGGAUUGUCAGUCUGGGGGAAGAAAAAAAAUCAGUCUUUGGUUCGCAAAAUAGCCUUAAAGAAAGCGUAACCACUCCAGCAGCUCUUUGGCACCAUCCCUGCAGUCGUGAACCUUCACCAAGCUCUGUUUUGUAGCAGACAGUGACUACCAUUGGGUGGUGCUGCGAGUUCAAGCUUUACAUCGAGGGGCAUGAUUUAAAGGGAAUGUGACUGGCUGACAUUUGCUAACGAAAUAGCCUAUUCAUUUUUUCUGGGUAUUUGUAUGCCUUUAAUUCCUGUCGAAGGUUUAAGAUUGAAACCUUGCAAUAACCUUUUGAAAUCCUCCAUUGCAUUUACCUGUAAGAGCCACACACAGAGUGCUUGGGUUUGUUUGUAAUAAAACAUCUGUUGAGGUAUCCCACGGAGCAAAUCUUAAAAGCUUGCCUCAGAAGAGGGCAAAAGUAGUAACAAGCAUCACUUCAAAUGCCUUUUACUUUGUGCAAUAUCAUAGGAAUCAAGAUUGUGUCUUGUCUUCAAGAGUUUUGUCUAAUGGGUGUUGUUAAGUUAAUGGCCAGACUGGUGAGAAAUGGUAUUUAAGGGGAAUAAUUGAGACCCCUGUCUACCAGCAGCAAAUAAACGCUACUACCAUUGCGCUCUACGAUACCAGGUAGUGACAGGACUAGGGGGAAUGGAGCAAAGCUGGAGGUGGGGAGAUUCAGAGUGGAUGUGAGGAGGAAGUUCUUCACCAUGAGAGUGGUGAGAGCCUGGAAUGGGUUGCCCAAGGGAGGUGGUUGAGGCCUCAUCCCUGGAGGUGUUUCAGGCCAGGCUGGCUGAGGCUGUGCACAGCCUGCUCUAGGGUAGGGUGUCCCUGCCCAUGGCAGGGUGGGGUUGGAACUGGCUGCUCCUUGCAGUCCCUUCCAACCCUGACUGAUUCUAUGAUUCUAUGAUCCCCCUCUCCUUCGGGUAUUAAAGAGAACUACAUAACCAUCUCUGUUUUUUUUCCUGAUGCUGUGAGGUGUUGCUCACACAUUCCUGUAUGCAUAGUCCUAGGGAAACGAUUUCAGAGUUCAAAUCCCACCAAUCGAGGACACGACGCAUGGAAGGUUUGUACAUACUUGUCAUUAUGCAGUAUUUAUGUAAAAAAAAGACAAAAAAAGAAGAGAAAAAAAGAGCAGAAAAAGGAAAAAAUAAUGUAUUUUUUUUAAUUUUCACACUUCUGCAACUCUCCUUAUGGUUUAGUCCUGUAAAUAGCAACCACUCCGGUGAUCACUGCUGUCUUGUACAUAGUACGUUUUAAAAAGGUAAAGGACUUACAGUUUGGGGAGGGGGGGGAAGAAAAACAAAAAACAAAGGGCAAAUCAGGCCUGUAAUGAACACCAACUAAUGUAAAUCCCAACUCACUCUGGUGAUGGUAUUUAACACUUUAAAUAAACCAUUUUCUUUACA